Messenger RNA from Paramuricea clavata, 2126 nucleotides. NCBI's taxonomy places the organism in Eukaryota, Metazoa, Cnidaria, Anthozoa, Malacalcyonacea, Plexauridae. The record is from the annotation of a GenBank genome assembly.
GUAUUCAGGACGUUAGUACUAAUUCACUGUUUGUCAGCCACCGUGGCGAUGAUCUCAAUAAUUGUGGUAACUGGACUAUGCCAUGUCGUACUGUGCGACAUGCAGUGAAGAUGUCUAAUAAUGGAGAUCAAAUUUAUAUUGAUUAUGCAAAACGACGACCUUAUAUGGAAUGCGAAAAUGUGACACAAUCAUCAUGCUCAAUCGAAUUGACAAAAUCUGUUUCAUUUUACGGCAUCAAUGGAAGAGCUGAACUUCAGUGUAACAAACGUUGCAAGUUUUUCAUCAUAACGAGUCCAAAUUUUAAUAUAAUACGCAUCAAAUUCUUCAACUUGGUUAUAUCGGGUUCAAGUGUUGUAACCGAGAUUGACAAAGGAGCCAGAAUGGAAUUGGUAUAUCAAAAUAUGUUGGUCAAGUAUAACUACUAUGCUAUCCGCAGCAAACAUUCGACCGACUGUUCCAUUCUGAUAACCAACUCAAGUUUUCAAAAUAAUUUUAACUUUGGAAUUUACCUGCGAUGUUCUAAUCUCACUGCAUAUAUAACCGCUAGUACCUUCCAAUUUAGUCCCGUGUCCUUGACUAACAUUGCAAAUACGCCAACACGCUGGAAAAAAACGGAGAUUUUGAUUCGAGAUACGGUCUUUAAUGGUAAAAAUAUUCACACAUGUGCUUCACUGCUCGCGAUAAAGCCAUUUGCAGCUAUAUUCAAUGUUACAAUAACUGACUCAGAGUUCAAAAAUCAUUUUUCAGUUUGCAGGUCCAAACACUAUCAUCAGUUUUCUACACUAUGCAUUUCCGACCAUGACUCACGGCCCCGAAACAUAACAUACAUAUUUUUGAGAAAUCUAUUAAUCGAAAAUAACUACAAUAACGAUCCUGCACUGUUACUAAUUGCAGGUUAUCUGGACUACACAGAAGUAGAAGUUAUGAUACGGGACAGCAUUUUCAGGAAUAAUUCGUUAGCAUUUCAGGUUUCCACCAACUAUUUUGGUAGACCUUCUCACGACAAGCAUCCCACGAUAACUCAUGAGAAUAACACGUUCGUUAGUAAUAAUAUUAAUAGUCUGCUAAAACGUAGUGGUGCAGCAGCAAUUUACUUCGGUGAUGGUAAAAGCCGAGUAUUGUCAUGUCGUUUUCUUGACAACGGGGCUGGUCAAUAUUCCUACACAAGCGUGGUGAAAAUUUCCGAAAUGGCGCGAGUUACUUUUUUGAAUUCCUAUUUUGAAAACCGGCAAACUAAAGUGCUGUCCAAUCAGCUUUUUUCAUCAGGAAUUAGACCGGUUACCUUUCUUGGCGAAAAUACGUUCAAUUUAGUCGCCUUAAAGGAGAGACAGGCCGUUUUUGUUCGCAUACCAACUGCAAUGUAUUUAACGAACGGUGGAGUGAUUAUGAAGAAGAAUUUUAAGAUCUUAUGUCCGCCAGGAUACAAAUUAUACGCGCAACGACAAUGUACAGUUCUAAAGAAAGGAAUCGUAAAAUGUGACUAUAUAAAUGUCCGAUGUGAGCAGUGUCCAACAAAAACCUACACACUUGAAAGAGGCAAGUUCAUUUACAAUAAAAGCAAUGACAUCCAAUGCCAGCAAUGUCCUCGAGGAGGGGACUGUGACAGUGGACUGGUCACGGCCAAAUCGAACUUUUGGGGUUACAAAACAAAGAUGAAAGUCCAUUUUGUUCAAUGUCCACCAGGAUACUGCUGCAACGCCGAGAAUUGCGUCACCUAUGAUAGUUGCCAUGGAAACAGAUGUGGUACACUUUGUGGUCAAUGCCCAGAAGGAAUGUCCCAGAGUUUGUUCUCCACACAAUGUAUAUCAAACACAGAAUGCGCAUUCAAUUAUUUCUUCAUAAUUGGCACAAUUACAAUGCUUGUUCUAUAUCUUGUCUUCUUUCUUUACCAUAAAGAAAUUGUAAACAUACUUCGAACAAGUUUAUUUAGUAAGCGCUUGUCGUUCUCAAUGAACAGCAGAAACGAGCAAAGAAACGAUGUCAGCACCGGUGGUAAUACCACUUCACCCAGUGGGAUGAUUAAGAUAUUAUUCUACUACUAUCAAGUUUGUAAUUUGCUAAGAAGCUCCGUGGGUUUUUCUAGAAAAGGGAAAUUCAUUGAUAAUUUUGAGAAUGUUAUUUCAAGG